AUGUCAUCCAAAACCACCAGCGGCUAUGCCGUCAUCACCGGAGCGGGCGGCGGCAUCGGCAAAAACAGCUGCUUCUCCUUCGCCGAAUCCGGCGCCUCCGGCAUCCUUCUCGCAGACCUCUCUCUCUCCUCCGCCCAAACCGCCGCGCAAGAAUGUAAAUCCUACGCAUUCAACCCCGACUGUCUCAUCCUCUCUAUACACAUCGAUGUAACAGACGAAUCGGCACCAGCACGCCCUCCCCUCUCCGAAUUCGACCACAUCCUCAGCACCAACACGUGCGGCACGCUCCUCUGCAACCGCGCCAUGCUCCUCCAAGAACCUCUCUCCUACCAAGGCCGCUACACCACGCGCUCGCUCGAACGCGGCUGCACCGUGAAUCUCAGCUCUGCGAAUUCCGUCGUGGCGUUUCCAGGGAAGACCGCCCACACCACCGCGAAACAUGCUGUGGUUGGAAUUACGAAAUCUGGAGCAGUCGACUACGCCCCCUACAACAUCCGCAUCAACGCCAUCUGUCCGACCGGGGUGGCCGGCCCCAUGAACACGCACGAAGCAGCUCUCAACCCGCACUUCGAGCACAUGGUGCAAGCCGUCGUGCCGCUGAAGCGCGUGGCGCAGCCCGAUGAGGUAGCCGAUGCUAUUCAUUUUCUGUGCAGUCUGGCUGCGACGUAUAUCACGGGUGCGACGUUGAUUGUCGAUGCGGGGUCGGGGUUGACGGUGCGUUUGUUUUAG
Botrytis fragariae is the source of this 729-nucleotide messenger RNA. RefSeq names its product putative short-chain dehydrogenase reductase family protein. Bases 1 to 729 code for a protein of 242 amino acids. The record is from RefSeq and is a predicted model, not a curated record. The transcript is spliced from 4 exons. NCBI's taxonomy places the organism in Eukaryota, Fungi, Ascomycota, Leotiomycetes, Helotiales, Sclerotiniaceae.